AUGACGAUUCGGUGUAAUCGCGUGAUUUCGGCCGCCAUCUUCGUCGUUUUCGUCGUCACUUCGGUGAACUCGAAAAAUGUCCGGCAGUUACCUGCAGUUACAUCUAUGAACACCACGACAACUGUCAAGGUAUCCGAACCAGUCGACGACACCACAGCGAUGAAGCCCAUCAACGGAACGGCCAACAACUCCACAGCGACGUCGUCUGUUGAGGGGACGGCCGCCACACAGCCGGUGACAAUCGCCAACCCAGGAACAGGAACCGAAACCCAGACGGACGAAAAUGGAUUGUUGGUCGAUAAAAAUGUCAUCGUUCAUCCAAUACGCAAGCAUGACGGUGGUACGUGUCCGAGAGGGUACAGUGUAACGUCGAACGGAAAUUGUAAACCAACUUUUAAUGGCAAAUAA
Macrosiphum euphorbiae (potato aphid) is the source of this 408-nucleotide messenger RNA. Lineage: Eukaryota; Metazoa; Arthropoda; Insecta; Hemiptera; Aphididae. The record is from the annotation of a GenBank genome assembly.